Molecule: messenger RNA, 1739 nt
Organism: Centruroides sculpturatus (bark scorpion)
Lineage: Eukaryota; Metazoa; Arthropoda; Arachnida; Scorpiones; Buthidae
Product: neprilysin-1-like
Exons: 7
Biological process (GO): protein processing
Cellular component (GO): plasma membrane
Molecular function (GO): metalloendopeptidase activity
Source: RefSeq, a predicted model, not a curated record
AAAUCCUUUCCUCGUAUUUAUAAGAUUGCAAUUUAUAGAUAAUAAGCUACGGCGUUACUAAGAGUUUAUUUCGAAACAAAGAGGAUGUUUCUAAUUGUACCAUCCUUCUUAAAUUAAAUUUGUUGCACGGACGAAUGACGACGUCUUCGCCAGUCUAAAUCGAAGGUCGAGAAAAAUAAUUAUACGAAGGAAAUUGCUAGAAUCCAUAGCAAGGAGGACUUACGAGUUUAUAAAAAAUAUGCAAACACCGAGAAUUUCCUGGGAUAACGAGGAAAGAGGCGAGAGGUUAUUUUCGAGAAUAAAAGCAAUCAACAAGUGCACCAAGGGGGAGGAGAUGAAGCAAACCCCCGACAAAAAGCGCAAUUUCGUUCCGACGCGUACCCGUCGCUUCCGUCGACGCCCCGGUCAAAAUAUCGAUCGCGCGAACAGAUGGCGCUCCGGAAUGUCCGUCCCGAGCGAGAUCGGACGCGUCAUGUCGUCGACGAGACCGAAAUUCGCUCCGGCUCCGACAGGAUGCGGCACUCUUCUGGCCCGGUCACGUCCACACCGACGUCGACUCGUCUGAAUCUUCGUGCUUCGCAACCCUCCCGCCGACCCCCGCCCACGGGUGUUAAUUAAAGGUGCGAAGAGGAAGAAUGACUCUGCAGACGGGCAAGUGCUGCGACGGCGAACCGUUGGCCGGUUAUCUGAACGAAUACGACCCCGUGAUCAACGGUGCGCCUGCGGUCAACCAGCAGCGCGACAUUCUAGGUGACAACUUCUCCCCCGGCAGAAAGGACUGCGUCAACGUCAGAGAGAACCCUCUGAACAGACUCGACUCGGACAAAGCUCUGCAAGUGAAAAUGGGUAACAUAAGGGUACAGAUCAAAGACCCCGUAGUCUUGAAUCAAAGGACUCAUUUAGAACGUUAUCUCAUUUUUACCGUUGUUGUGUUGUUGGCUCUGUGUAUCGUUUUUAUAUACCUAACGUUCUCCAGAUCUCAAGGAAAACUGUCAGUAUGUUUAUCACCAGAAUGUGUCAAAACGGCUUCUUCGUUAUUGAGUAGCAUGGAUCAGACGGCAGAUCCGUGCACGGAUUUUUUCCAAUACGCCUGCGGAACUUGGAACAAGCGCCACGUUAUCCCAGAAGACAAGAGCAGCAUCAGCACUUUCGAAGUGAUGGCCGACGAUCUACAAGUUGUGCUAAAAGAUCUGUUGGAAGAACCCACCAACUCUUUCGAUAACAGUGCCACUAUCAAGGCCAAAACUUUUUAUCGUUCUUGCAUGGACAAACAUCACAUAGAUGCCAUAGGGGACGAACCCUUGAGAGACGUCAUAGACCGAUUGGGAGGAUGGCCGGUGACCAACAGCAAUUGGUCUGAAGGCUCGUGGACCGUCGAAAGGCUACUGGGCCAUUUGCGAGGUGAUUACAAUCAGGGGAUCAUUGUAGAGCAGUGGGUAGGACCCGAUGAUAAAAACUCGUCCGUUAAUAUUAUUCAGUUGUACGAAACUAAUUUCGGAUUGCCGAGCAGAGAUUAUUUUCUGAACGAGAACAGUGAAAGGGAAAGAAAAGCCUACCUACGUCUGAUGAUCGAAAUAGCCGUUUUAUUGGGAGCAGAAAGAGAAUACGCCGAACAAGAGAUGCAGGACGUUCUCGAUCUGGAGAUAAAACUGGCAAAUGCAAGUACAAAUGUCAAUUGCUUAUUGAAGGGACGUCGCGUUUGUCUGUCGCUUCUUAUCGAUUUGGCAGAAGCUUUAAAA